UACAUGAACAGAACUACAUUAGAAGUCAGCUCAUGAUUUACUUGCUAUUCUCUGAUCUGUUCAUAAUCUGUGAGGCUUUGGCUGUGAACGAACAAAACAAAGCAGUGUGAGAACAAUUACUGAACACUUUCUCUUUUCAAGGAGAAAAACAGCUUUAACAGCUUUAAUGCACUAACAGAGUAAAUAUCUUCGAAUGGGUCUGGUUUUCUUCCUAUUUCUUGAUGUAUUUGUGUGUAGAGUUUGUCUCCUCCCUCAUCUCUUCUUGAAGUGUGAAAAGCAGGAAGUGUCUGAUUUAGUUCAAACAGUCUGUUAAUGUGUCAGUAUGGGCUCCAGUGCACUGUCUCUCACACUCUUGCUGAUGUCCUUCAUCCACUCUGGACUCACUCAAGAUUUCCCCAGAUCUACUCUGACUGUGACUCCAGACAACACAGUAUUCACUGGAGAGAGAGUGAUUCUGACGUGUGUGAUUGAGCCUGAUCACAGAGACUGGAAAUAUGAGUGGUGUAAAGACAGCAAUGAUGUGUCUAAACGUCACACUGUAAAAGGAAACACUCUCACUAUUGAACGAGCUGAAUCAUCUGAUGCGGGUCGGUACAAGUGUAAAGGAGAGAGAGAAGGAAGUUCAGACUCAAAAUCAAGCUAUGUUUCUCUCUCAGUGAAGGAACAUAAAUGUUGA
This is a messenger RNA of Carassius auratus (goldfish), 676 nucleotides long. Its product is annotated as roundabout homolog 4-like. The transcript has 4 exons. The record is from RefSeq and is a predicted model, not a curated record. Gene Ontology annotation, biological process: immune response; cell surface receptor signaling pathway. Gene Ontology annotation, molecular function: transmembrane signaling receptor activity. Bases 323 to 676 code for a protein of 117 amino acids. NCBI's taxonomy places the organism in Eukaryota, Metazoa, Chordata, Actinopteri, Cypriniformes, Cyprinidae. Gene Ontology annotation, cellular component: external side of plasma membrane.